GCGAUAGGGCUUUCUACGCUUUUUUUCGGUUACUUUUUAGUCUUCCGUCUCUUGCCACCGCCCCCGAGCUCCCACACCCUUGCCGGCCCUGCCUUUUCUUGUGUCGCUCCUCCCUGCUGUCGAGGCCGAGACUUGGCGCUCAGCUCGGAGCCGGGCCUAUCUGUUCCGCGGGGGCACUACCUCCUUUGGCUUGGGAGGAAGCUAGGACCAAGCGCGCCAGGCCGUCGCUCCUCCGGCCCUGGAGCUCCUGGGCUGGGGGUGCUGGUCGACCCUCCUGCGCAGUCCUUCCGAGGACGCUUUCUAGGACCAAACGAGGAAGAGUGUCUCGAGACUCUGCAUGGGGUUUCAAAGGGCGGUGACGAGCUAAGGUAAAUACUUUGAAACUUAAGACUUUUCACUGAGGGCUUGUGAAGUUGCCUCAGUUCUUCGAGUUACAGGAAAAUGCACAGGUUAGGACUCUGUCCGAUUGUUGUUUACCCCCCGUGUUUUGUUUUUGCCCCCUUCACCCUUUGUGGAUAGGCUCUUCAACUCUCUUUCUAGGCCAGAACACGAAGGGAUUCAUGUGUCUCCCAACUUUUGAAUCGUCCACGUUCCCUGCCUUGUUUGAUUCUCUCUCACCUCUUUGUCUAAAAUAACAGCUGUUUAUUUGUAUUGGUACACCAAUAAGGGGAACAAAAAAGAAACUGAAACUCAAGCUAAAUUGGCGACUUAACAGGCGUGUGGUGUGUGGUUUUCUACGGAAAGAUCGUAAGUGAAUACUAAGUCGAUGUGUUUGUAUUACAGGUAACAUGCUACUUUUGUAAAUACUCUCGUAUUGUAUGCUUCAUUACCACAAGGCUUUUUAACGUGGCAUUGACAGCCUUGUACUAAUAGCCGAUAAUAGUAACAUUACUUUAAAUAGUAGGAAAUGUCCUGUAACGGGCUCUGUGUGGAAUAGGCACUGAAGAAAUGUUCGUUUGGAAUCAUGUGGUUCGAUUAUUUUUCAGCACUUGGAUGCGAUCUAAUUCUUAAUCAAAUGGAACGUCUCUUUCACAAGCUAUGGAUGGACUGACAGAGGGUUGUCAUAAAUAAGAGCUGGACUUGAAGGCCAAAAUUCAUCCUGAGGAGAACUGACAGAUUCUUUGCUUUGGGAGUGCUCCAAAACCUUUGAUGCUUAUCUGGAAUUCGGGAUACACUGAUUUAGAUAACUGCUCUAAAGUAGAAGAAUACAUGUGGUCUUUUAGUGAACAAGAGCAUGUUCCCAAACUCAAUUUUGGGUCGCCCGCCUUUCACUCCAAACCAUCAACAACAUAAUAACUUCUUUGCCUUGUCACCAAGUCUUUAUUCACACCAGCAGCUUAUAGAUGCACAGUUCAGCUUUCACAAUGCAGACUUGUCUAGAGCUGUGUCAUUACAGCAGUUGACAUAUGGAAAUGUCAGUCCAGUACAGACCUCAACUUCCCCAUUAUUUCGAGGAAGGAAGAGAUUAAGCGAUGAAAAGAAUCUUCCUCUUGAUGGUAAACGGCAGCGAUUUCAUUCACCCCACCAAGAGCCAACUGUAGUUAACCACAUAGUGCCUUUAUCAGAUGAAAGAAGAUACUCAAUAUCACCGUUGUUUCAUACACACUAUGUACCAGAUAUAGUCAGAUGUGUUCCACCUUUUCGAGAAAUAUCAAUUUUAGAACCUAGAGAAAUCACACUGCCUGAGGCCAAAGAUAAGUUGAGUCAGCAGAUACUGGAGUUAUUUGAAGCAUGUCAGCAGCAAGUAAGUGAUUUAAAGAAGAAAGAACUCUGUCGAACAGAGCUGCAGAGAGAAAUUCAACUGUUAUUUCCACAAAGCAGACUUUUUCUAGUUGGGUCUUCUUUAAAUGGAUUUGGUACUCGGAGCAGUGAUGGUGACUUAUGUCUAGUUGUUAAAGAGGAACCAUGUUUUUUUCAGGUAAAUCAGAAGACUGAAGCACGGCAUAUACUCACCUUAGUCCACAAACACUUCUGUACUAGACUUUCUAGUUACAUUGAGAGACCUCAGUUGAUUCGAGCAAAAGUGCCAAUUGUGAAGUUCAGGGAUAAAGUCAGUUGUGUGGAGUUCGACUUGAAUGUAAACAAUAUUGUUGGAAUAAGAAACACAUUCCUUCUUAGAACUUAUGCAUACCUUGAAAAUCGAGUUCGUCCGUUAGUACUGGUGAUUAAGAAGUGGGCCAGUCACCAUGAUAUAAAUGACGCCAGUCGCGGUACUUUAAGCAGCUAUAGUCUUGUACUGAUGGUUUUGCACUAUUUACAAACCUUACCUGAACCCAUCCUUCCAUCCAUCCAAAAAAUUUACCCAGAAUCUUUCAGUCCUUCUAUACAGUUGCACCUUGUACAUCAAGCGCCAUGUAAUGUUCCUCCUUACCUCUCAAAGAAUGACUCAAACCUUGGGGACCUCUUACUGGGCUUUCUUAAGUAUUAUGCUACAGAAUUUGACUGGAAUAGUCAGAUGAUUUCAGUUCGUGAAGCCAAAGCCAUUCCCAGGCCUGAUGGUAUUGAAUGGAGAAAUAAAUACAUCUGUGUAGAAGAACCUUUUGACGGAACAAAUACAGCAAGAGCUGUGCAUGAAAAACAGAAGUUUGAUAUGAUCAAGGAUCAGUUUUUAAAGUCAUGGCACAGAUUGAAAAACAGAAAAGAUUUGAACAGUAUACUACCUUUAAGAGCUGCUAUACUGAAAAGAUAACUGGCCUCUAUUUCUUAAUAAAGAACAGUAGUAACAUCAUAAUACGUUUUGUCUACCUUCAUCGUGGUUUCUUUUUAAUGGUUCUUGUUUUCAUGUUUUAUUCUUAAGACAUACUUAUAUAAAGAGUACAUAUUUUAUUAUGAUGUUUCCUAAUAAAACCCUUUGAUUUAAAGAUGUAUUUUUGAAAAUGUUUACAUUGAUGAUUAGUAAUAUUAUGGCAUGAAUUUUCAGGAGAUCAGAUAAAAUAUUUUUUGGGGAAUUAUCUGAACAAAUAAAAGGUUUUUGCUAUAACUUUAAUUAAUUGUACCACAUGCUAACACUGAAGAGACAUGUGGACUUUUUUGGAAAGGGUCUGAUUCCUACAUCCUUAAAGUAGGACCUUCAAUAGGUUUGUUGCCUAAGUCUGUUCUAGUGAAGUGAAGGUUUGAGUCAAUUAUUCAGUUACUUGAAGCAAAAUGACAUCUCUGAUUUCACUGAAAGAACUACAGAGGCAGGAAAUACUGGACAGUUGCCCUAAGCCCUCACUUGACUGAUCAGGAAAGACUGAGGCUCUGGUUGUGUACAUAAUAGUAUUUCAUUAGUACCUCACAUGCCUUUGGUGGACUCAAGAUUGCUUUAAAUUUUGUGUUGAGCAACAGUACAUUUUGCACUAGUAAUAUGAGCGCUAACUCUGUAUUAUACAGCAGUUAGGGAAUUGUUUUGAAGAAUUGGUUCAGUGUAGACAUUUCAAAAAGAUUAAGUUGUCUGUGCUUUAUGAUAGCUUAGUGCAAUAUGCCCUUUGCUUUACUUCCCAUUUUCCUGCUUUUAUUUUUCCUGAUAUGAAGCAACAGAAACUGAAAGAUCAAAAUUGAGAUUAUAUCCUAUUGAUAGAUUCAGAGUUUUAUCUGUGUAUAAUUAUAGGAUUGUAAUCUAAACUGGAAGUUUUAGUAGUAAGCCACUAUAAAAUGUUCUAGAUAAGACAUAAAAUUAUUAUAAAUAAAAGCAUAGCAUUUGUAAAGGUUUCUUUUUUAGUAUUUCUUUUCCACAAGAAGAAAUAGUGGUGGCUGCUAAAAAAGCUACAGUGUUUAUUAAGGUUGUUUUUGGUGUAAAUAUUUGUAAAUUGGUCAGUGCCUGUAAAUUUAAAUAUAAAUAAUCUUAAAAAACAGUUCUAACUUUUUCAAAAGGACUGUGUACAACUUUUUUUAGACCUGCUGUGGCACAGUUUGUUACCUCUAAUGUAUUUGGAUUUUUUGCAGACCAAUUCAAAUGCUAAGACUUGCUUUUUGACUUGUAAAAGGUGCAUAUUUUCAUUUUUUUCUUAAGUUUAAAAUUUUGUAUGAUCAAAUGGAAUAAAGUUUAUAUAUGAAAA
Molecule: messenger RNA, 4037 nt
Organism: Capra hircus (goat)
Lineage: Eukaryota; Metazoa; Chordata; Mammalia; Artiodactyla; Bovidae
Gene: TENT2
Product: poly(A) RNA polymerase D4, non-canonical
Exons: 17
Coding region: 1235-2689 (484 amino acids)
Cellular component (GO): cytosol
Molecular function (GO): poly(A) RNA polymerase activity
Source: RefSeq, a predicted model, not a curated record